AUGGCAAUUGAUCAAAGAAUUGAGAGGAUAGAAGAUAUUAGGGUUGAAGUGGAGGAGAAGUUGAAUGAUACAAAAGAAGAGGUUUCUGCAGAAGAUGAGCAAAAUAGCUUCCAUGGAGAUAGUUCAAACAUGGACUCAAGUGAAAGUGAUUGCCCUAAACCUAAGAAGAAGCCUAAGAGAAUUCCACCUCCAAAUCCACCCUACAGGGCCAGGAAAAGGGGUAGAUAUUCCAUGUUGAGGGGUCUUUACAAGAACACACCUGAGACUCCUGUGAUAAUAGAUGGUGAUGAGGAAAUGGUUGAGGGUGAUGACAAGUGUCCUGCCAAGGGAAAAAAGAAGAAAGUUGAGAAAAAAGUUGAGGAGAAGUGCCCAGACAAGGGAAAAAAGAAACAAAUUGAGGAGGACUGCCCAGACAAAAGAAAGAAGAAGCAAGUUGAGGAGGAACCUGUUGCUAAGUCCAAGAGAAAGAAGUGUAAAUCUGUUGCUAAGUCCAAGGGAAAGAGGAAGGAAAAAACAGUUGAAGAUGUACAAGUUGAGGAGAAAGACCAGCCUGCCAAAGAAGAUGUACAAGAUGUGCAUGAAGAAUCUCCAGUUGAGGAGAAAGAGCAGCCUGCAAAUGAAGAAAAUGUUGAAAAUGUACAAGAUGCAGUUCAAUCUCCAGUUGAGGAGAAUUUGGAAGAGAAUUUUGAAGAGGAUUUUGAGGAGAAUUUUGAGGAGAAUUUUGAAGAUGCAAAUGCAAAUACAGAUGAAGGUGUUAAGAAGGAAGUUAAGGAUGGAUCAGAUGAAGAAUAUGACCCAGAUGAUGCUAGUGAAUCCUCACAAAGUACUUAUGACAGUGAGGUAGAGAGGAUGGCCAUAUCUUCAUGUGAUGAGCAGGGGGGCAAAAUACCCUGA
Messenger RNA from Daucus carota subsp. sativus, 894 nucleotides. RefSeq lists its product as uncharacterized. Lineage: Eukaryota; Viridiplantae; Streptophyta; Magnoliopsida; Apiales; Apiaceae. The record is from RefSeq and is a predicted model, not a curated record. The transcript has a single exon. The coding region runs from base 1 to 894 and encodes 297 amino acids.